AUGAGCAUGGCAGUGCUGCGCGCUCGUUUCAUGCUUACUAGUGGUCACAUGCUAGCCACGUGCUUGGUUGGGAUGCAAGCCUCUAGUAUCUUGACGUAUCUAUCUUUCACCCUGGCAUUUGGUAGCCUCAUUGCAGGCCUUGAUAUCCUCUCUCCUCUGAAAAAUGCUGUUUUUAUCGUUUGUCACGUCUUUGGAGGCGUAUCGGUGUGUCAAGUCAUUUUACACGACCUCGACCCUGCCCAAUAUAUGUGGUGCAUAGUGCUGCUGAUUCAUUUGCCGAUUUCGAUGUGCACGCUGGAUACUAUCACACGUCUUAUUUUUCUCAAAACUGCGCGGUACUGA
This is a messenger RNA of Plasmopara halstedii, 342 nucleotides long. RefSeq lists its product as uncharacterized. The record is from RefSeq and is a predicted model, not a curated record. The transcript is spliced from 4 exons. Lineage: Eukaryota; Oomycota; Peronosporomycetes; Peronosporales; Peronosporaceae. Bases 1 to 342 code for a protein of 113 amino acids.